Conger conger (European conger) is the source of this 3438-nucleotide messenger RNA. Its product is annotated as nesprin-3-like. Gene Ontology annotation, biological process: nuclear migration. Gene Ontology annotation, molecular function: actin filament binding. Gene Ontology annotation, cellular component: nuclear outer membrane; meiotic nuclear membrane microtubule tethering complex; cytoplasm. The coding region runs from base 388 to 2925 and encodes 845 amino acids. NCBI's taxonomy places the organism in Eukaryota, Metazoa, Chordata, Actinopteri, Anguilliformes, Congridae. The transcript is spliced from 15 exons. The record is from RefSeq and is a predicted model, not a curated record.
AGUCAUGACGUUAAAGUGGAAGUGCGUCUCAAAUUAACGGAUUUUAUAUGUUCUUGCAUCUAAAUAGUUUACUUGUUGGUGCACUUGUAAAUUCAUUUGAUAAGAAUGCGAGUUCAAAGUUACACGAGUGUGGAAUUUGAGACACAUACUAUCCACUUAUUUCUAGGGAACUCAGUUCCUAAAUUAAAUUGUGGGCGGAACGUAGACGGCGGUUUUAAGAACGAGUAAACGGACCUUGUGCUCUGGACACAACAACGCUUCGGUUUUUUAGUUUGUUUUGAAUUAUUUAUUUAGUUUCACGAAAGGCUUUACGGUUAGUUUUGGAAAACUUCACGCGCACGCAUAGACCAGAAACGAAAAGACAGCAGGUCGACACUUCAAGUCAACAUGACUCAGCAGGAGCAGGAAAACUUUAGGCAGUGUUUGGAGAGUGCCCUGUCCUGGAUUCAGGCUGUACAUGAGAGACUGAGGGCCAAUGACAACACUGAGGGGCCCAGAUCAGCUCUACAGGCCCGGCUCAGAGAAACAGAGGUGAUCCGCAUUUCAGAGCAUGAGGGAUGGUUGAAGGUUGACAUGGCACUGAUUGCUGCGGAGGUCCUGCUGCAGACCGGUGAUGAGGCGAUAAAGGGCCAAACACAGGCCAGAGUGAAAGAGCUCAAAGCAUUAUGGGAGGAGACAUCCAUUUACAUCACACACUGUCAUAGCCGAAUCGAAUGGGUGUGGCUGCACUGGGCAGAGUAUCUGAGAGCUCAGGAGGAAUUUGGGAGGUGGCUGUUGAGAAUGCAGCGAGCCCUGGAUCCCCAUCUAGAUCUGCAGUUGGGAGUCCGUGAGAAGGUGUGGCACUUGGAGCAGUACCGCGUCUUGCUGGACGAUGCCCACGCCCAGGGGCCCUUACUGAAGCGGCUGCUGGAAGAAGCUUCUGAUCUGCACGACCGCACUGAGGACCUCAGCGUGGGCCCCAAGGCCCAGGAGAGCCUGUGGGAGGCCUAUACCCAAAUCAGAGAUAAGGCAGAGGAAAGAGUGUCAUUACUGCAGAAGAUUGCAGAGGAGCAUCGUGUGUUUGAUGCUUCCAUACACCAGUUCUGGGCAUGGAUCGACUCAGUUUCUGUUGUACUGACCUGCUCCUGUGACACAGAAGACUUACCUGAAAGCACACUCUGCCCACAGCAAGCAAAGGACACACCUGAAAACCCAGUCAGUACUCUGCAGGAGCUGUGUGAGACUGUGGACAGAGAAGAGGCAACCCUGCAGCACUUGGAGGGGGCAGCGGAGUCUGUGAAAGCCAACACAUCUCCACAGGGGGCAGAUAAGGUUUCCCAGGAGGCGAAAGAGUUGCGAUGGGCCUGGGAGGGCCUGAGACAGCACCUCCGGCUGGAGGAGGAUAGGCAGUGCGCCGCCCAGUGUGCUCAGGUGGAGCAUUCGUCCCUCUGUGAGGGGCUGCGGGCUGAUGCUUCCCGUCUCCUCCUGCUCCUCGAUCAGCUGGACCAGGAAUUAGAGCCUUCCGGCAGAGAAGGGACAGAAGAUGAGACUGAAGUGCUGUGGAGAAAGUACACGGAUGUCCACAGGGCUGUGAAAGCAGAGGAGCCACAUGUGGAGCAGCUGAAAGUCAAGCUCACUGAGCUGUUCCGUGUGUCGAAGGGCCCCAUGCCCCUCUUUGGCCAAGUGCUAGCCGUGAUGAAACAGUACCAGGGGUUGAGAAGUCGUGCAUUCAGGCUCUUGACAGGGAGGGAAACUGCUCUGAGGCAGCUUCUGUUGGACCCACUGCGGGGCUUCAGUAAGUGGUCUCUGCUGGUUACCCAGAUUCUGGAAGCAUCUAAUGAAGUGACUGAGUCCUCCUGCAUAACCAGUCUGGUGCAGAGCAUGGAGAAGUUGCUAAAGGACAGCAAGCAGCUGCAGGAGCAUUUGGAGCAACUGCAGGCCAAGGGGUACCUCCUGGCCAAAAUGUUCGGUCUGCAGAGGGCCAAAAGCCUUGGGGCACAGCUGAGCACCGCAGUGCGGGAGAGGCAAAAGAAGCAUGACCAGCUGCUUCAGAGGAGGAGCCAUCUACAGGAUUUACUUUCAAGAUCCAAGGACUUUGGGGAAAGAUACGAGUCUGUCCUGAAAUGGCUGCGGCUCAGAGAAAAGUGUAUCACCACAGUUGAACUUAAACCUGACAUCCCGACCAAAAGGGCAUUUUCUGGAGAAUUGAUGGUAAUUCUGAAGGAUGUAGAGGAGCAUGAGGCACACCUCAUUGCUUUGCAGGCUCUGGUUCUGCCAAGCCCUGCCAACCAGCACAAACUCAGCCAUCUUUGCACAGAGUGGAAAGAGCUCUGUAAAGCUAUGAAGAAAUGGUGUCGUGAGCCACGGACCCCUUGCCGAGCUCAGACCUCACGUUCUCACGAGCAGUACCUCACCAUGAGGUGUCUCGGGGACGAACUCAAGUACUCCGAACGUUCUGGAGCCCUGGGGAGAGUCCGGGAGAGUGAACAGAACACUGCUGAUCACCAUUACUUUCAAGAGAAGCUGUUUGCUCUGCAGCAAGGGUUGCAGAAGACAAUGCUGAGACUGGAGCCUUUCUGCAGCUUGAAGAGAGAGCUUGGGGCAGACAACUGGCAACCAGAUGCUGAGAGAGUACUGGGGGAACUCCCUGAAAGGGAACUGGAGCUACGCCGCGUGGAGGCUUUGAGUCAGAGAGUGCUCACUAGAACAUCAGAGGAGGGGAAGGGGAAAAUCUUGGAGGACCUGCAGCGUCUGAAUGACUCAUGGACUUCUCUGCACAUGUGCGGUAUGGACCUCCAUAGAUUUUUCAGCCUAAUGAUGGCCUCCUUUACUGGCAUUGACACUUCUUUGGUCCUCAUGUUGAGAGACAACAACAGACUCCAAAUGCAGAUUGCACUCCUAGAAUCAACUCUAGACUUUUUGGCAGCCCUUUUAUGCAUGAACUAACGAUGACACUUAACACACCUGUUCAAGAAACAUUUGAGCUGCCAAAUUGUCCAAUUUUCUUUCUUGAUUCCCUAAAAUAUGUAUAAAAUGGGGGACUGUGUAAAAAGGGCUGUAAUUCCUACAUGGUUCAACCAUUAAAUUAAAGAUGAAAGUUUGUAAUUAAACCACAUAAUGAUUAUUGUCUUUCAACUGUUUGUUUGCUGGAGUACAGAGUGAAAAACAACAAUACUGCAGUGUACUGUACUACCAUUUCCUAUUAUUAUAUAUAUAUAACUAUUGGAAUAUAGCCAUAGUUUUACAGGCAAUACAAAACCUACAGUUAUUCCCAAACUUUUUCAGCUCAUGGCAUAAAUAAUAAAUAGUAGCUAUAUGAAGAGCCAUCUAUUAUUUUUUUUGGUUUCUAUCAAAUAGUUAACAUUUUAAAUCCAUUGUUUUAUUAUUGUUAAACAUUGUUAUUUGUUUAAAUUUGUGCCGUGUCGUCAAAAGAAUAAUAAUAAAAAAAGUGUUUCACCA